Messenger RNA from Gigantopelta aegis, 855 nucleotides. Its product is annotated as proteasome subunit beta type-3-like. The record is from RefSeq and is a predicted model, not a curated record. The coding region runs from base 79 to 696 and encodes 205 amino acids. The transcript is spliced from 2 exons. Lineage: Eukaryota; Metazoa; Mollusca; Gastropoda; Neomphalida; Peltospiridae. Gene Ontology annotation, biological process: proteasome-mediated ubiquitin-dependent protein catabolic process. Gene Ontology annotation, cellular component: proteasome core complex, beta-subunit complex; proteasome core complex.
UUUGAAGAGGUGAAUUAAUAUUGUAAAUGUGACACUGCAUUUUUGUUUUUAGUUUUUGCAUUCACAUAUUUGGUAAAAAUGAGCAUUUUAGAAUACAACGGUGCGGCUAUUAUAGCAAUGAAGGGGAAGGACUGUGUUGCAAUUGCAGCAGACCGAAGAUUCGGGAUUCAAGGACAGACGAUUAGCAUGGACUUUGAUAAGAUUUACGAGAUGGGACCACACCUGUACAUUGGACUUCCGGGCUUGGCAACAGAUGUGCAGACUGUUUCUCAAAAACUGAAAUUCCGCCUCAACUUGUACGAGCUGAGAGAAAACCGAAGGAUUAAGCCCCAAACAUUCAUGAGCAUGAUAUCCAAUUUGCUUUAUGAACGAAGAUUUGGUCCAUUUUUCAUCGAACCCGUCAUAGCUGGUCUUGACCCCAAGACCACUAAACCAUUUGUCGCCUCGUUGGAUCUCAUUGGCUGUCCGAUGGUCACUGAUGAUUUUGUCGUGAGUGGAACCUGCUCCGAGCAGAUGUACGGCAUGUGUGAGUCUCUGUGGGAACCUAAUCUAGCCCCAGAUGAUCUCUUCGAAACAAUUUCACAAGCUCUGAUGAAUGCAUUUGAUCGAGACUGCAUGUCUGGUUGGGGUGGCGUUGUUUAUGUGGUAGAAAAGGAUAAAGUAACCAAACGACUAUUAAGAACCAGGAUGGACUAAGUUAUGAGUUUUUGACUGACAGUUUGUUACUUGUUAGUGUGUCGCAGAUAUAAACAUUCAAGGACGGUUUUCAUCAGUUAAUAUUAUAUACAUGUAUAGUCAUUUCAUCUGUCAUAAGUUCCUGAAUUUCGGAAGAAGAAAAUAAAAUUGAUACGUGAA